Messenger RNA from Emiliania huxleyi CCMP1516, 1194 nucleotides. RefSeq lists its product as hypothetical. The record is from RefSeq and is a predicted model, not a curated record. Lineage: Eukaryota; Haptophyta; Isochrysidales; Noelaerhabdaceae. The transcript has 6 exons. Bases 18 to 947 code for a protein of 309 amino acids.
CGAGCGGGAACCUCAACAUGUGGACGGGCAUGACCCGGGAGGGGGGACUCUUCAAGAGGUCCUCCUCCGCCAAGCAGAAGGAGUUCGACCCGACGACCGCCUGCUGGUCGAUGGCGGGGCAGCUCGCCGUCGGCAUGCAGGACGGCUCCUUCGCGGUGUGGGAUUCCGUCUCGAGCCAGGUGUCGACGUCUGGGCGGUCGGGCAAGCACUCGUCGCCAGUCACGGCUGGCGACUGGAGGACGUCGCUGUUCGCGCCCGCGCUCGCGCUCGCCUCCACCUCCACCAUCAAGGUAUCUCGCGGCUUCGAGGCGGCUGAGUGGGGGUCGACGGCGCUCAAGCUGAAGCUGCCCAAGCGGUCGGCGGGAGGGUCGAUGAAGAGCCUGCCCGGCCGCGCCAAGGCGGACGUGGAGGGGCUUCACUUCUCCGCCCUCAAGUUCUCUGGCGGGGGGAGGCACCUCGCCGUGCUCGCGGCGCCAACCUCCGCGCCGAGGCUGACGCAGGUCAUCCUGUACGAGAUCCAGGCCGAGUCCGAGGCGCUGGUCGCCAGUCGCGAGUACGUCGGCGACGGGGUGGGCGGGGCCCCCUUCGAGGUCUGCUGGAGCGGCGAGCUGCUCGUCAUCUUCUCGCGCACCGACAGCGGCGGCUCCAUCCGCACCAUCCGCUCCAUGCCCGGCGCCGUCGAGCCGUCGUGGCCGCCCGACCCGCGCGACGCCCCCGGCAUGAUGACAUGCGGCGGCCUCUCGCCACGCGGACUGGUCGCGGCGGCCUUCGCGUGCGGCGAGCGCGGCGAGGUGCUGCUCUUUGGCCUCCCCGCCCUCGAGCCGCUCGGCAAGAUCUCGACGCCGGGCGUGCCGUCCGACCUGCAGCUGCACGCCCCCACCGAGGCGUCUCGGCACACGCUCUCCGUCGCCUUCGACGGCGGCGGCGUGCAGGUCUGGGAGGUGUGAAGGAGAGGGGCGGCGGCGAGGCGGGGCGGGCACGCGCGCGCGAGAUGCCUGUCCAUGCGCUCGCGGGCGGCGACUUCUGGGCGGAGAGGUUGGCCACGCCGACUUGCGACGCUUGUCUCACCAUGCAUCAUGUGGCCGGCUCAUGCGGAUGUCGCGUUGCGGCCGGCCGGUUGGAGUUGCGGGUAGGUACCGCAGGAAAGGGGGCGUACUCCUAGGUACCCCGGGAGGGAGGGAGGGGGGGGGGGGG